UUUCUGUGACAUUUCACUCAAUUCUAGUCCUGGAAAUAUUUGUUCUGUUGUAAAAUAUUUGUGAAAUUCCGAUUAGCGAUGCGUUGCCACCGCUACGACAACGACUGCUCUGUUUUCAGUCCGCAGGGAAGGAUCUUCCAGGUGGAGUACGCCAUGGAGGCGGUGAAUCAGGGCACGACGGCCACAGUGGGCCUCACCAGCAAGGACUACACGGUGCUGGUGUCUCUCCAGGGGCCAGAGGCCGCGGAUACGUUGGCGUUGCCGCAGCGCAAGAUCCUGUCCGUGAACCCGAAGCUCGGUCUGGCCUUCGUGGGCCUCGUACCGGAUGCCCAGAUCCUCCACAGCCACCUGUGCACCCAGUGCCUCACGUACAACCUCUCGUACAUCGGGGAGAUGCCCGUCGCCCGCCUGAUGACCGGCCUGGCCAUCAAGAUGCAGGCCCACACGAACAGCAACGAGCGCCGUCCCUUCGGGGUGGGCCUUCUGGUGGCGGGCCACGACAGCCACGGAGCGCACCUCUACCAGGCGAUGCCCUCGGCGGCUGUCAUCAAGUGCAGGGCCACGGCCAUCGGGGCCCGCUCCCAGCUGGCUCUCCGCUACCUGGAGCGCCACUGCAACGCCUUUGAGCACUGCUCCAAGGAGGAGUUGAUCUGCCACGGCAUUCAGGCCAUCCGCGGACCCCUGGCGCAGGAGCAGAACCUCGAGAUAAAGCUGGCCAUCGUCGGGGCUGAGCAGGAGUUUACGAUCUACGAUGCGGCAGAGACUCAAAAGUAUAUCGAGAUGUCGAAGCGCUUGGACCAAGAGUGUGGAGUGUUGUCUAGUGUAGAGACCUCAACAGAAGAGGAGACCGAGAAGCAGACUUCCAGUGAGACUUAAUGUGGCAGCAACCAUUGUUGCCUCUGAGACAGACACAGACACAGACACAGACACAGGGACAAACACAUACACCUACGACUGCACUUGUAUUGCACUCUUUGCCCCAAUAAAUAUGCUGCUGCUGGAAUUCUAUGGUAUGCAUUCGAUUUUAG
Messenger RNA from Drosophila miranda, 1028 nucleotides. Its product is annotated as proteasome subunit alpha type-1-like. Gene Ontology annotation, biological process: ubiquitin-dependent protein catabolic process. The transcript has a single exon. Bases 79 to 876 code for a protein of 265 amino acids. Gene Ontology annotation, cellular component: proteasome core complex, alpha-subunit complex; nucleus; proteasome core complex. The record is from RefSeq and is a predicted model, not a curated record. NCBI's taxonomy places the organism in Eukaryota, Metazoa, Arthropoda, Insecta, Diptera, Drosophilidae.